AUGCCGCCCAAUCGGUCCGAAUACCAGCCCCUCACGCAGAGUGUCGACGACGACGAGGUCGAUGUUUCCGAAGGGCUCGCUCAGCCCUCACGCGGCCUCCGGCGGUCACAGCGGCCAGUCCACAUUGACCUCAGCAAGCUGGACAAUGCCUUCAAAAGGUGGACGGAGUCCAUUGCGCAGAAGGUGAAGCGGAAGAAGAAGGUGGAGGAUAACUCGAAGAAGGAUAUAUGGCACAGCGUCUUCGAGCCUCAGUAUGUCGCCUCAAACACCUACGGUGGUCUGGUCAAGACAUUGGACCACAAGCCUCCUAUGACUGCAGCGGAUUUCGAGGUUUACGUGCAAGCUGUUCGCGAUGCUAUUGCAGAGGGUAUCCACCCCAAGAUGAUUACGAAGGGGUCUUCUGGGUCGUAUUUCGCUCGUGCCAAGCUGGAUGGUCGGAUUCAAACGGUCGCUGUGUUCAAGCCCAAGGACGAAGAACCCUACGGUCGUCUUAACCCCAAGACUACCAAAUGGCUGCACAGGCAGUUCCGAUGGCUCAUACCCUUUGGUCGUGCAUGUCUUAUACCCAAUUUGAGCUACAUAUCCGAAGCGGCUGCAUCAUUACUGGAUGAGCGCAUGAGCUUAAACAUCGUUCCAAGGACACAGCUAGUUUCCCUAUCAAGCCAGGCGUUCUUCUACGACUGGUUAGACCGUAACGCUGCGAAGAAAGGGAAACGUUUGCCGGAUAAAAUUGGCAGUAUGCAGUUCUUCCUUCAUGGUUUCACGGAUGCGUCGGACUUCCUUCGGCAACAUCCUUGGCCUGGUCGAGCCAUCUCGGACACCUUUGGUGAUGUCAGUCAUAGGAAAGGCGGCUUCCAGAAGAAGUUCAUGACAGCACUCAAAGUGGUGUGCGGAAAGACUGGCGUCGAGGAUGAGUUCUUUGACGAAGACGAGGACCUAGACACUCGCCUCUACGACAGCUCUGAAAGUCGUACCGGUGAUCCAUUUUACUGGACUCCUGCACUGCAGGAUAACUUCCGCGAGGAGCUGGAGAAGCUUGUAAUAUUAGAUUAUCUAAUGCUGAACACUGACCGCGGGGCGGACAAUUACAUGAUCAAGUACUGCGAGGUCGAUCACUCGAAAUCGCUCGUAGAUGUCGCGCCCUCAAGAAUGUCACGACCCGACAUGCCGAUGAUGACAGAACUUCGACGUGCGGACACCAUGGGCAGCAGCAACACCGUCACCGGCCCGUCAGCGUCCCCGAUGUACCCCCAAACCCACGCAACGGCGAACAGUGGAGAUUACACGAAGCACCCGCACCUACACAUCGCCGCCAUAGACAACUCACUGUCCUUCCCCCACGAGCACCCCAAAGGUUGGCGGUCGUAUACCUAUGGAUGGCUGUACUUGCCAGUCACUAUCAUCGGACGACCAUUCAGCCAGAAGACGCGGGACCAUUUCCUGCCUUUGCUUACGUCUAAGGCGUGGUGGGCAGAAACGACAUUCGAGUUACGGAAAAUGUUUGCGGUGGAUCCUGACUUCCACCCAAGAUGUUCAGGGCAGCUUGCUGUCAUCAAAGGACAGGCGUGGAACAUCGUACAAUCGCUCAGACAUGCGGACGAAGGCCCCCUCGAACUCACCCGGCGCACCAAGGUCCUCGUCUGGGACGACGAAAUCCCCGUCACAGAGGACAUGAUCCCGCUCCCGAACCCGGACGGCCACAACGGGUCGUCCUACUCGGCGCAGCUGCCGCCCCAGGGGCCCGCGCUCUCCCCGCACGCGUCGAUCGCGUCGAUGCCCCCGCUGCCCACGCAGCCGCGCCGGACGCGCUCGCACUCGCACUCGGUCUCGGGCUUCCCGCCGCCGAUGCGCCGGCUCGCGACCGACGGCGCGGGCAUGUCCCGCCCCGUCUCCUUCUCCGCCAAGUUCCAGCGCGUGCACCCGGCGACGACGGGCGUGACCGUGCUCGAGCAUAUGGAGCGCCUCGACGCGGUCGAGGCCGGGCUCAAGCGCUUGGGCGUGGACGACGCGGUCGAGGAGGGCACGGAUGACGACGGCGAAGGGGAGGAGGUCGAUGUCGGCGAGUCCUCGUCGUCUGCCCCUAGGCAAGCGGCGCAGGGGACGCCGUCGUCCGCGCCUGCGACGCAGACGGCGUUUUUCGCCGGCGUUGGCGCGCUGACGCCCCCGCCGCUCUCGCGCCAGUCGUCUGUGGAGGCCGCGGCGUCGAGCCUCGGCAUGCUUUCGCCGGCGUCGGGCGCGGAGCGGCUGCCCGUCGUGCACGAGGGCGAGGCCGCGCUUGGAGAGGACGACGAGGGCAACGCAGACCUGGCGAUGUCGUUCGCGGAGGAGGAUCUCGCGGCGAUGUCGAAGAGCACGGGCCACAUGGAGCGGCACGCGCCGCUGCACACGCGGUGGGGGAGCCAGCAGGCGCCGCUGGCGGAGGAACAAGACAUGGACUGGAUGCACCACGACCCAGCGGAGAGCCCGAAGACGAAGACGAUGAUCGUGGAGCGGUUGGAGACUGUCGAUGUCAAGCCGCUGUGUUCUUGUUGGUGA
Molecule: messenger RNA, 2535 nt
Organism: Epithele typhae
Lineage: Eukaryota; Fungi; Basidiomycota; Agaricomycetes; Polyporales; Epitheliaceae
Product: phosphatidylinositol 3 and 4-kinase-domain-containing protein
Exons: 15
Coding region: 1-2535 (844 amino acids)
Biological process (GO): Golgi organization; endosome organization; phosphatidylinositol phosphate biosynthetic process
Cellular component (GO): endosome; lysosomal membrane; plasma membrane
Molecular function (GO): 1-phosphatidylinositol 4-kinase activity
Source: RefSeq, a predicted model, not a curated record